Molecule: messenger RNA, 972 nt
Organism: Diutina rugosa
Lineage: Eukaryota; Fungi; Ascomycota; Pichiomycetes; Serinales; Debaryomycetaceae
Exons: 1
Coding region: 1-972 (323 amino acids)
Biological process (GO): retrograde transport, endosome to Golgi; phospholipid translocation
Cellular component (GO): trans-Golgi network; endosome
Source: RefSeq, a predicted model, not a curated record
AUGAGCCUGUGGGUGCCGGAGAACUUGCUACCGUACCUCGACUACUUGCCCGAUGUCCAGAAGACGAUCAACUUCCUGAUGGCGUUCACGCCGCUCGUCUCCUACGGGACCACCUGCUACGGCAUCUACCGUAAACAGACGCUGACGGGGUUUCUGAUCGACAUCUGUGCCACCAUGCUAAUGGCGCUGUGGCUACGUAUCCUCUAUUACAUCAUCACCCCCUAUGAGGUGACGCUCUUGUGCCAGCUGAUGGUACAGAUGGUGAUCCAGCUGGUCCUCUUGACGUUCGCCCUAAAGUACCGCCUGCCCCAGUACGACCCGGAGUUGCUUGCACCGAUGCCCCACUUCGACCAGGAGGUCCACAACGAGCUCCCCGACCGCAGCAACCCCACCAACCAUCGCCUUGAAAACGACUACUGGAGCGACCUUGUGGAGGAGUGGGAAGUGUAUUUGAGGGUGGCGAUAGCCCAGACGCUCCGGUUCUUUGACGUCUACUACCAGCGGCCCUUCUUGUUCUGGCAGUGGAAGUACCCGAGAAGUUACUGGCGGUUUGUGGCGUCGUUCAUGACCAUCUUCGCCACGCUGACGUUCUUGCUUCUCCACUCGGAAAAGUGGGGCACUUUCUUAGGGAUAUUGGGAUUGCUCAUCGAGCUGUUGCUUCCGUUACCGCAGAUCCUUUUGCUUCGCAGACUCCAGCUGGUGGAUAACUUCAAAUUGGUGUUGUUGUUCUCGUGGUACGGCGGUGAUUUGACCAAGAUCGGCUACUUGCUUUACGGAACUAACAACGUGCUGGUGAUCUUUAUCCUCGCGGCAUUGUUCCAGAUGCUGUUGGACAUCUAUAUUGGCUACCAGUAUGUGUAUUUCAAGUACUUGGUACCGCACAAGAUCGAGUUGAUCUCGCCGCAAUCGCUGGACGUCGAUGCCCCAAUUCACCUCGACCCCCUCCCGAAGGCAAUUCCAAGUGUUGUGUAA